Molecule: messenger RNA, 2559 nt
Organism: Lobosporangium transversale
Lineage: Eukaryota; Fungi; Mortierellomycota; Mortierellomycetes; Mortierellales; Mortierellaceae
Product: WD40 repeat-like protein
Exons: 6
Coding region: 1-2559 (852 amino acids)
Biological process (GO): maturation of SSU-rRNA from tricistronic rRNA transcript (SSU-rRNA, 5.8S rRNA, LSU-rRNA); ribosomal small subunit assembly
Cellular component (GO): Pwp2p-containing subcomplex of 90S preribosome; small-subunit processome
Molecular function (GO): protein binding
Source: RefSeq, a predicted model, not a curated record
AUGAAGUCGGAUUUCAAGUUUUCAAACUUGUGUGGAACUGUCUACAAGCAGGGGAACCUCAUCUUCACACCCGAUGGCAAUUCAAUCCUCAGUCCUGUCGGAAAUAGGCUCACUGUAUUUGAUCUUGUCAACAACAAGGCUACGACAUUUCCCUAUGAAAACAGGAAAAACAUUGACAGAAUUGCUCUUAGUCCAAAUUCAACUCUCCUGAUAUCUGUGGAUGAAGAUGGUCGUGCUAUUCUCGUUAAUUACCACCGUCAGGUUGUCUUGCAUCAUUUUAACUUCAAGGCCAAAGUCCAUGACAUUCAAUUCAGUCCAGAUGGCAAAUACUUUGCAGCAACACAUGGAAAGCAGAUCCAAGUCUGGAAGACGCCAGGGUUUCAUCGCGAAUUUCAACCUAUUGUGCUUCAUAGGCGUUAUACUGGUCAUUUUGACGAUGUGAUCUCGAUCUCGUGGGCACCAGAUUCAAAAUUUUUUGUUACAACCUCAAAAGACAUGAGCGCACGUAUUUACUCCGUCAACCCCAUCGAAGGAUUCGUUCCCUUUACGCUUUCAGGACAUAGAGAUUCAGUCAUCGGAGCAUGGUUCACACAGGAGCAGAAUGCCCUUUAUACUGUUAGCAAGGAUGGCGCACUUUUUGAAUGGCGAUACCAAUCGAUCGCCCCAAAGACACAGCAAGAUGAGAACGAUGAUGUAGGGAAUGACAACUCGAUGGAAAUUGAUGAAGUCCCACGGAGGUGGACUGCAGUGCAGAGGCACUUUUUCUAUCAGGACCAUGCCAAGGUUGUCUGCGCUGCCUAUCAUGCUUCUUCGAGUAUGAUGGUUGUUGGAUUCUCGAACGGCGUUUUCGGUAUCUGGGAGCUCCCAACUUUCAACAAUAUUCAUACGCUAAGUAUUUCACAAAAGAAAAUCGAUUCUGUAGCGAUCAACAGAACAGGAGAAUGGUUGGCAUUUGGAGCAUCAAAAUUGGGACAGCUUUUGGUUUGGGAGUGGCAGUCAGAAUCAUAUGUCUUGAAGCAACAGGGGCACUUUUAUGACAUGAAUUGUCUCUCAUACUCAUCGGAUGGACAGAGUGUGGUCACUGGAGGCGAUGAUGGCAAAGUUAAAGUUUGGAACACCAUCUCCGGAUUCUGUUUUGUCACCUUCUCAGAUCACACUUCCCGUAUCACAGCCACGGAAUUUGCAAAGAACGGCCAGAUUGUCUUUUCUGCUUCAUUGGACGGUACUGUCAGAGCAUUUGAUCUAGUCCGUUACAGGAAUUUUAGGACGUUCACCUCACCUACUCCAGUUCAGUUCUCGUCACUUGCAGUGGACCCCAGUGGCGAGAUUGUCUGCGCUGGAUCACAAAACACGUUCGAGAUUUUUGUCUGGUCAGUUCAGACUGGAAAGCUGUUGGAUAUUUUGGCUGGACAUACUGCCCCUAUAUCUGGUCUGGCCUUCUCGCCCACGGCCAAUUUCCUGGCUUCAUGUUCGUGGGAUCGCACUAUUCGCACAUGGGAUGUCUUUGGACGCGGGAAGAGCGUUGAGAGCUUCACACAUAUGUCUGAAGUGUUGGCUUUGGCAUUCCGUCCCGAUGGUAAGGAGCUCUGCGGUUCAACUCUAGAUGGUCAGCUCAGUUUUUGGAAUGUGGAUGACGCACUUCAAACAGGAACGAUUGAUGGGCGUCGUGAUAUUUCUGGUGGGCGCAAGGCAGAGGAUAAAGUGACAGCGGAGAACUCGACUUCGGGCAAGCACUUUAAUUCUCUUUGUUACACUGCAGAUGGAACAUGUAUCAUUGGAGGAGGCAAUAGUAAAUAUGUCUGUAUUUAUGAUAUCAAAUCCACUAUCCUCGUCAAGAAAUGGAUCAUUUCUAAAAAUUUAUCCUUUGAUGGUACACUCGAAUUUCUCAACUCCAAGAACAUGACUGAAGCUGGUGCUAUGGAUUUGAUUGAUGAUGAUGAUGAUUACAGUGAUCUCGAAGAUCGCCGUGAUAAUGCUUUGCCCGGCACCAAAGAUCUAUCCAAGCGAAAUGUCCGUCCGGAAAUCCGUACUAAGGCCGUCAGGUUCUCGCCUACAGGUCGCUCAUGGGCUGCUGCAUCGACUGAAGGGUUGUUGAUUUACUCAUUGGAUGAUACUUUGAUGUUUGAUCCAUUCGAUUUGGAGAUUGAUAUCACGCCUGAAACUAUUCUGGAGACACUGGACGAGAGGGAUUAUUUGAAGGCAUUGGUGAUGGCAUUCCGUUUGAACGAGCGGCAAUACAUCCAGCGUUGUUAUGAAGCUAUUCCUCCAACAGAUGUGAAGCUAGUAGCAAGACAGCUGCCGACAAAGUACUUGGAGAGGCUGAUGAAGUUUAUUGCAUCUUAUAUGGAGGAUUCACCCCAUUUAGAGUUUCAUUUGAUCUGGUGUACGAAUCUACUGGUUAGUCAUGGCAAGUAUCUCAAGGACCAUUCUGGAGAGUUCCUGACUGUCUUUAGAGGGCUACAGAAGGGUGUUGGCAAACUGCACGAGGAUCUAGCUAAAGUAUGCAACGACAAUACCUACACAUUAGAAUACCUGUUGUCACAAGCAGAGAAGAACUAG